This is a messenger RNA of Mya arenaria, 729 nucleotides long. RefSeq lists its product as uncharacterized. The transcript has 6 exons. Gene Ontology annotation, cellular component: nucleus. The record is from RefSeq and is a predicted model, not a curated record. NCBI's taxonomy places the organism in Eukaryota, Metazoa, Mollusca, Bivalvia, Myida, Myidae. The coding region runs from base 67 to 714 and encodes 215 amino acids.
UGAUGUUUGGUGUCUGCUGUCAGUUUUCACUUGGACGUAAACAAGUUGUAAAAGUUCUGUUAGAGGAUGUCUUUAAGCGGAAAAGAAAAGAAGCGAGGGCCAAACUGGACGAUAGAAGAAAGAAAUACGCUUAUAGAGCUAUGCCGGGCCAGUACAAACACACUCAAAAUGAACUGGGGAGAAGUGGCUGACAGGGUGAACAGUAUCGGGGGAAACUCCAGAGUCGCCCCUGAGGUUAAAAAGAAGUGGACUGAUAUGAAGAGCAAUGUAAAGAGGAAGGCGCAGCAAGAACGGACAGAAAGCAGGCAGACAGGAAAUGGGUUGAAGACUAUAAAUCUGGAUUCUUGGGAGGAAAUGGUAUUGACAACCAUUCCAAAGGUGUCAGUUGAUGGCAUUCCUGGAGGCGUGCAGUGCGGGGUUUCUUCAAUCCAGGAAUCGAAUACAGAAGAAGAAGAAGAAGAAGAAGAAGAAGAAGAAGAAGAAGAAGAAAAAGACAUGAUCCAGGGAGCAGCAGCUAAUGUGAAAGACCGCUCAUCAUCAGUAAAGUUUUCUUCUUGUAAUGCAACAGGGGGUUCCACAUCAAAUCUUCAACUGCGAAUGGUGAUGGCCCAGGAGCAACAAAACAGUAUUCUGUCAUCAAUAGAUUCUACAUUGAAGAAAAUGUUAGAAUACCAAAAAGAAAAAUCCGUUGACCUUCUACAUUUUGAAUAUUAAUUUAAGAAAACAUUC